AUGAAAACCGUCACUUCCCUUGUGGCCCUGCGCCCCGCGACCAGCUUCAUCAGCGCCCAUAGCUUGCGGGCCUCGACAAUUGCUCGAUCGUAUGCGACACAGAAUACCCAGGGACCGACGCCCCUAGGACCGAAGCGACGAGGCGUGACACCAUUCAACGAUGAUGGAUAUGUUCCCUGGAAAGAGCUGUCCGUCCCAGAAAAGGCCGCGCGCGCGACGCAGCAGAGCUUCAACUUUGGAUUCGUCCUCGUUGGCCUCGUGCUCACUGGCGGCGUUGGAUAUCUUUUAUGGACAGACGUUUUUUCGCCAAACAGCAAAACGGUCCAGUUCAACCGAGCCAUCGACAAGAUCAAGAAGGACGAGCGAUGUCUGGAGCUUUUUGGCGAUGCAAAGAAGAUUCUCGCUCACGGCGAAGAAACGAAUAAUAAGUGGCAGCGCGCGCGACCUCUGGCAUCGACUGAGCGUGUGGACAAGCAAGGUGUCCAUCAUCUGAUUUUGCACUUUCACGUCGAAGGCCCGCGCAACCACGGCGUGGCGCAAGUCCACAUGGUCAAGCUCCCCGGACAUUCCGACUACGAGUACAAAUACCUGUUUGUCGACGUCAAGGGCCACGAACGCGUAUAUCUGGAGAAUUCUGAAGCGAACAGAUCUGCCGGCAAGAAAUCAUUCUCCAUGUUUGGAGUCAAAUGGGAUUGA
This is a messenger RNA of Akanthomyces muscarius, 696 nucleotides long. RefSeq lists its product as uncharacterized. Gene Ontology annotation, biological process: protein import into mitochondrial matrix. The transcript is spliced from 4 exons. Gene Ontology annotation, cellular component: TIM23 mitochondrial import inner membrane translocase complex. The record is from RefSeq and is a predicted model, not a curated record. Lineage: Eukaryota; Fungi; Ascomycota; Sordariomycetes; Hypocreales; Cordycipitaceae. Bases 1 to 696 code for a protein of 231 amino acids.